This is a messenger RNA of Xiphophorus maculatus (southern platyfish), 4682 nucleotides long. RefSeq lists its product as uncharacterized. The record is from RefSeq and is a predicted model, not a curated record. The coding region runs from base 2899 to 3654 and encodes 251 amino acids. NCBI's taxonomy places the organism in Eukaryota, Metazoa, Chordata, Actinopteri, Cyprinodontiformes, Poeciliidae. The transcript has 5 exons.
UGUGUAGAAAUAACUCAAUAAUCUUGAGAGAAAGAGGGUGAUCAAUGUAGAUUUCAUGUGAAAUGGGAAUAUGCAAAAUGCUAUUUCUAUUGUGGUUGAAAAAGUAGAGGGGGUGAAAAGUAAAUAUCACAAUGUUCACCUAAACUACAGACCAGACUGGAGACGCAACAGUGAAGCUGUCAACAAGAAAAAACGGAGUAGAAUUCUUCUUAAGGAAGCUCAAGUUUGUACCAAGAUAUGUUUGGUGAUAUGUUUGCACCAAGAUGCAAAAUAUCAGAGCCAAUAUCAAAUGAGUGUGCAAUGAUAAACGCUUCAUAAAAUAAGAGAAUAAUUGACAACAACAAAGUUUCUUCAGUCAGAGGCGUAUUGGCAUUUGCUGUGUUACAGGCAGGUACAGAUGAAUCUUCCUGUCAACAGCCGACAUCAUAUCUAAAGAAGCAUUUGAAGAGUUACUACAACGUUUAUGUCCUUGCCUCGCAAAGCACUGUGACUUUUAGCAGUAACUCAGCUAUACAGGUAGCUAAACACUUUCCCAUCCGUCCACCAAGACGCACUCCAUGUGGUUCUUUAGCAGGGUUUAAUGAGGAUCGUGUAAAACUGUAACACACAAAGGUACAGAAAAUGAAUGCCAGCUAGGCUAACAUAUUGGGCUGACAUAAGUAAAUGUCUAUCUUCACAUAAACAUGUCAACGGGUUACAAAUUAUGAUUUAUAUGACAAGCAAAUUAGAACAGUACUUACAGACGAUGCUGUUUUCCCUUUUUCGCAUUUAGAUUAACGAAAACACAACAAAAAGGGCUUCUUUCGGAGCACAUGGAUCAACAGGCCUUCUUCUUCUUCUUUUUGAUUUAUUUUAAUGGCGGUUGGCAAGCAACUUAAUGGCGUGCAUUACCGCCACCUACUGGUAUGGAGAUCAACAGACCUUCCUUUCUGAUAAACAAGUUGUAGUAAUAAAAGUGACCACAAGACGGCGUCAGUGAACCAGCAAUAGACAAAAUUAUAACAUUUGCCACUAGGUGGCCUCAGCAGAUGAACUUAACAUUGAAUAACAUUAAAUUAAACAGGUUUCACUACAGUUUAUGUUUCUCUUUGGGUCAAAUAGUUUCAUUAAAGUGAAUUUAGUUUAAUCUUAAGCAGCCAAUCAACAAAUUCUAUAGACUUGUUACUUAAAGUAUGGGUCAAAACUUUAACCAUCUCUCAGCUUUGCAUCAUAGUCAAACUUUGAUGGAUAGCAGAAGAUUCUAGUUGUGUUAAUAUUUCUUUUACUUCUAAACAACAUUUCCCAAAAUCAGUUUGAGUACGAUUUCCUUUUAGCACUUUUGUACAUAUUGCUUAUUUUCCAUUUAAAAUCUUUUAAUCUUGUUUGAAGACUUGAUUCCCUAAAUUCUAGUCCAGACCUUAUUUUGUAUAAUUAUUUGCGCAGUGCAGCAUCUGUGCUACGGAUGAAUGCAAGGUCAGGAGAAACCAUCAAUCUGAAUAGUGACUGCAUAUUUGAACCAGAGUUACUGUUUCCAUAACUAGAGAAGUAAAAAUACACCAAAAGAAGCCCAGAAGCUUACAGUGUCAUGCUAUCAUCAUGGGCUUUCCCAAAAGGUUCUAAGGCAUAUCUAAUAUUCUGAGUUUGAAUAAGUAAAUAAUCCCCAAGGAUAACUAGUUAAAAUACCAGUAAAAACAUGUAAAAAGUAAGGAUAACUGUAUGCUGAUUACCUGGUUACCAUUUCCCUACUGUACUGCCUUAGCUUGUAAAAGUUAAGCAGUUAGAGUGUGAUGUUGAAACCUAGAAAUAAGUUGUGAUGAUUGCCACAUCUAAGGAGGAGGAUGAGAUAAAAAAAAAUGAAAAAGAAAAUGUAAUUGUUUUGAGAUUAAGUUGAGAUCAAAUAUUAAACAUGAUGAGCAAAGGAACAUACAAAGGUCAAAUCAUCAGAAAGGAUCUGUGUGAAGAUAGAGCCCUGCAGCAACAGUUGUAAAUACAUGUGAGUUUGCUAGCAUGUAAAAGUGAAUUCAAAAUAUUUAGAAGCAGUUUUUUUCAGAGACUGUAAGGCAUAAACAUGGAACAACUAAAAAAAAGCCAAAAAUUAUAAAUUUCUGGUGACUCUUUAGAAAGUUUUGUACAAUUGGACUGUAAUGACACAAACUUAUACAAUGUACUAUUAUGGCUUAUGGAAAUCAAGUUUGUGGAGUAAAAGCUGUUCUUUUUUGCAUUUGUUUUAUAUGCUUUUGUUUUUUAUCUUAUUGUAUUUUUUGUUUUGUUUUGUUUUGCUGUUGUUGUUUCAGACCAUUGUUGCUGAUACAAUAUGAAAUCGGACUCUCUAAGAACUUAAUCCAAUAUUAAUUUUAUUUUUACUGGUCUUGACUAAACUUUGACCUCAUGUUUUCUAAUUAUUUCAUGGUAGAAGUUAUGGUUACCAAUAAUGCAAAACUUGUAUUGCAAACAAAAUUUUGAUUAAUCAUAUUUUGAGUAAACACACUAUGUGAUGCAAAAGCAAUGUACAAGUAAUAAGAUAAAAUGGAUUUUAAAUCUGUAAAUCUUGUAUCUUAUUUGGUAAGAUUUGGAUCUUUUGGACAUGACAGUAUGUACUCACUUGUACAUACUUACAAACUGAGUAUGUAAGUUUGUAUUGAAACUGACAAAUGAAAACUUGCCCUGCUCUGAAGCAUCAAACUUAAAACUUGUAGUGCGGUUGGUUUGAUUUAGACUCUUUACCAAAUCUCACCAUGUUGCAACAAUUCAAAAAGCCUAACUGUAUUUUGAACACUGGCGUCUGUAAAACCACAGAAUGAAACGUUCCAUUCAACCAGCCAAUCAACAGCUGCUUCUUCUUCAAUGGAAAGAUCUAUGUCAUCUUAUCGACCUCUAUAAACCUGUAAGCCUUUCUUUGAGCUCAACGUAACUUCCACCAUGGAUGGACUGCAGACGAUUUUGAUUUUUUUCUUAGGACUAAUAUUCUGCAGUCAUUAUUGCAUUUCUGAAUCAGUGCAGGAGGUGACCUUCAGACCUGGAGAAAACAUCACUCUAUACUGUGACUGCAAAGUAUCAACUGGAGUAUUUGUGAUCUGGUUCUUCAGGAACUGCUCCCUUAGAGAUCAGUCUCAUUAUGUUUUAACGGCUAUGAAUCAGUUAAAACCUGGAACAAAAUUUCCACGUUUGAAAUUUUUUAAAAAUGAAUCUUCAGAGUCUUAUGAUCUACUGGUUAUAAAUGCCACUAAUUCAGAUGUGGGCUUCUAUUACUGUGGAACCGAAGAGACAAAAGUGGAGAAAGACAAUGAGAAGAACAUCUUCCGUAAAGACAUUUUUACGUAUGGGAAUAUCUCUACAAAUCUCAUCCUCGACACCUGUGGAAGCUGUUCUGACUUUAAGAAGACAGUGGAUGACUGUGAUGACUGCUGGAAGCUGCUCUUCUCUCUGUGCCCGACUAUUUUUCUUCUCUCAGUUGUUUUCUCCUCACUUUUAAUUUACUUGCUUUGUCAGAAGACAGGUAAAGGAGAUCAAGACAACAAAAAUCAAUCUGAACAAAAAAGAUACACGGAAGAGACGCAGGAUGAAGACAUAUGCUAUGCUGCCUUGGAAGUCCAUCAGCUAUCAAAGAGACCAAAGAAGAAGACAGUGAAAGUCAAGUAUAGCGCCAAUGAAGAUUCACAUUCUCCUUGCAUGUAAUCCGACAAAGAUCAAUGUAUUCCCUUUUUUGUAUUGUCCUUCAAACCUAAACUUUGACAAAAGUUUUUCAUCCUUUUCAUAAAUGUUUCAUGGACAUUUUAACAUAUGGUUGAGGAAAAAUUAGGUUGCCUUGUUAAAUGCUUAUUUUUUUAAAUUAUUUUCACAUGUCUCAUAGCAAAAUAUAACUUCUGAAUAUAAGUAUUAUGUACAUUUAAUUUAAAAAGCCUUUGUGUUUGAUCAAGACACUUUCUUUUGUUUCUGUAAAAGAAAUUAUUUACUUAUGUCAAAAACAAACUAUGUUUUAUAAUAGCAAAGAAAAAAAGGUUUUCUAGCUGACAAACAUGUUAGGGAACCUUAUACUCUCUAGCUAGUGUUACACAUUUUACUUGAAAUAACUUCAGUUAGAAACUUCCCUGAACAGUCUAGCAGUCUAAAAGAAAGUUUGCCCCAAUCCUCAUUUGCAGCUUUGAUGUUUGAAAAGCUUCUUGCAUCUACAACCAUGAGGUUUCAGUUCAGAUCAAAAUCACAAGCUCAACUCAUGCCAGGACGUUUCAUAUUCCGAGUCUUAGAUGAUUUUACUCAUAUUUUGUGGGUAUUUGUAAUGUCAAAAGGUUUUGUUCCAUUUCAGCUUUUUAAAACAUUUUUUUCACAGAUAUUCUUACAUUUUCUUCAAACCACAUAAAAUUCAUGAUUAAUUAAAGCAUUCCCAAAAUCAUGACACCUCUUGCUCCGUACUCUUGGUGUAUGUCUUUCUUUUUCAUUUUUUUGUUUUUGUUUUUGCAUUUCAUUUAUGUCAUAUGUGUCCUAUAUGUGUCAUAUACAAACAAUUUCACUUUGGACUAAGCUGUCCAAAACAUGGUCUCUCUUUUAUGUGUAAGAGUUUCUAAAGAAGGCUACGUUUGAGCAGUCUCUUUGUUUUUCUGUCCACAGUAGCAAGAGUCUGCUAUGAAUUAUGUGUCAACAGCUUAGAGCAGUGGUCCCCAAACUACGGCCCGCGGGCCAGAUGCGGCCCGCCUCCACAUUUGGUC